Molecule: messenger RNA, 18604 nt
Organism: Paramuricea clavata
Lineage: Eukaryota; Metazoa; Cnidaria; Anthozoa; Malacalcyonacea; Plexauridae
Source: the annotation of a GenBank genome assembly
CAUACUAUGCUACUAACCUGUCUGAUCACAACAGUGGAUCAGGAUGACAGCAAACACAGCAAAGGCCUUCGGGCCAAUGUAGGUUGCCAUUGUAGAGGAGCUAGUUGAAGUCUUCUUCUUGCGGUAAUGCUGUAGAUCGAAUUCAACGGUGGAACUUUUAAACCAAGGACGGACGAGAGCGUUUGCCGUAAUACCAGGAAGACGGCGAAACAGGGCGUUUGUCGCAGGAAUGUAUCAGGUUGCGGCGAGGGAACCAAUAGUAUGCGCUGUUUACCAAUGCAUGACCGAACAUAUAUCUCGCACACCAGGAAGCUGUAUUGAAAUUGAAAAUACAAAGUCAGGAAUUCGGUGCUCAAAACAGCUUUCGAAUUACUAGGAAUUCUGAAAUAUCCGCAUUUGCAAGCUUACGCUAAAGCUCAGCUGACAAGGUAAGUUUCGUUUCUCGUUCGUUUCUUAGUAUCGUUGUUUCGUUGUGAAUAAUGACCGGAUCUUCGCUUUUAUACAGCGUGCAUUUGAAAGAGGGUUUAAUAUCGUCAUAUUUGACAAACAACGCCUCCGUGCGAGCGUUCGCAUUUUCGAUUGAAAAUAUUUCACUUCGCUGUGAGGAAAAUAGUCGCAUCAUUUUGCUUGCCGCUGCAGAGAAGGUACUAUUCUACAGAGGUAGGUUAUAAAUGGCUUAUUAUUUCGAAGGGUUUGAUAAUUAAACAUUGUCAUUGCAACUUAUAUAUUGUAUCGCUGUUUGACAAUGAUGUGUAUUGUUAAAUAUAUACCAUUAGAAAUGUAUCUUAGGCUAUCUUGGGUAAGGCUCGCCGCUCUUCUUGGGACGAAACUCGCUACCAAUCACCGACGUUCUUGAAAGGACGAACUCAGCUCUUAUUUCCAACCAUUUCUGUACUAGGCGCGGGCUAGGCAGAGCCGACUAGACCUUUGCGACAAGAGAAGACUUGGAUAAACUUCAAGACAAGUUAACCUCUAUUCUAAAGCGAGUAAUUCUAUCCACACUAUUUAAGGGAAGUUUUAAAGCUGCCGUAAGACAUUCAGCCCAGUUAGCCAGUCUCAUCAAACAACUCCAUAGGUGGUGGCCUUGAAAUACAAUAUGCAACAGGUUUGCCUGAAGAAUGUUGAAUUUCCAGACGAAGCCCUAUCACUUGAAACGUCAAGUUGUAUAUUCAGAUCUUGAGAUUCUUCAGGCAACGCUCAAAGUAGUUUAAUAAUGGUAGACUUUUGACAUGGCUAAAGCUAUUCAAGGCAAUAUUCAAUCAUCUGAACACGUACAGGCUAUUCAGAACGCGAGUUAAUUGCACAAAUAGUGGAUCAUUUCCCGUUCCUACGCUUCUCAGUAUAAAACUAGCGAGAAUCUACGAAAAAUUAAAGCCUAAAGGCUGGGGUUUAUACUAUCAAAGUUUCUGCGAUCACAGUAGGAAUUUUGCAUGGGUAUAAAAUUCUUUGGAGGAUUUGUAAGAAUUUUUUUAGGCAACUGCCUACUCAUUGUUUAACACCGAGUCGUUUCCCUCAAACAUUUCUUACAAAUCUUUCAAAACUUAGAAUUUACCUUUGCAAAAUUCCUACUGUGAUCACAGAAACUUUUAUAGUGUAACCCAGCCUUUAAUAAUUAACAGAAGGCUUCUGUGAAUAAUGCAUCUUUUUCGACGUUUAAUUCCUGCAUGCAUGAAAGUUGUUUUCGGAUUUCUUGAUUCUCACACGGAAGUUCGCAAAUUGUAUUUUGCGUUAUCUGUGCCCUGGCAGCCAACACGCAGGAAUAGCUGGCUAGCUUGUAGUUAUAAAUCACAUUUAUUCAAAUAUUUUUUUACGGGAGCAUUCUUGCGUGACCUGCCUGACACUGUCAUGCUAUAGUUUUCUUGUCUAAACAGGCGCUGUUGUCGAAAGGGCUCUUUGAAAAUAUACGAACUUUGUGGGUAAUUCCGCUCUUCUUGAAAGCGAUUGAAAAUUUGAGCGUUUAAGAAUUGCGCGUAGGCAGUGUGACAUAAUAAACAGAAUUGAUGAAAGCUUAUAUGAAAAUACAAGUAGGAGGGGCCUGCGCUCUUCUUGUAUUUUUCGGGUAGUUUAUCCUUUAUAUCAAUCGACCGUUCGAGUUUAAGCCUGAUUUCAAUAUGGUCGUAACGGCCGUAAAGAUUGAGUUACGAUCUUUCUCAUCAGCCGAAAUACAACAUUUUAGAACUGAAAAUACGCGGGUGAUUAUUACUAGAGAAUACUUAUGAUUUAUAUGUGGUUUACAGGUAUAAACUAUUAUAAGCUGGCCGUUGAGAAAGACGUGACUCUAUUUUUACGACUAUUACGACCAUAUAUGGAAACCAGGCUUUUAUGUCCGUAUGCUAAAAGCUCACUCACACUCAAUGAGUGGAGAUUCAACCUGAUCUUCCGUUGAGUGUCAAUGCUGUUUUUGAAUAGCUGGAGGGUGAGUAGUCACAUAGUAAGGUACGACAUUAACCCUCCAGCUAUUCAAAAACAGCAUUGACACUCAAAAGAAGCUCAGAUUGAACCUCCACUCACUGAGUGUGAGUGUGAGUGUGAGUGUGCAGGGGCGGAUCCAGACUGUAGCAACUGUAGCAAAUGCUACAGUCAGAUUUUCGUGCAAAAGUAUUUUUAAUACUGAAUGUGGUGAUAGUAAAAAUUCCUUAUAGAAGUUUUCCAGUUUCUCUAUCUCAAAAAAAUUAACUUCCGCAUCUUCGACCAGAUGUCCGUACGUUUUUUGUGAGCUACGAAUAUUAAGUUACGUUUUUACGCGCUUAUCUUAACCUGAAUUUUACCCAAAACAACGCCCGCUUUUAGGGGAAAUCACCUAAAUUUUUUAAACAUCGUUCAAAAAGCGUUCAGAAAAGUGGUCUAAAUAUAGCGAUUUAUGACGUCAAAAUGCUACAGUCAACUGGGGGUCUUACGUCAAAAUGCUACAGUCAGCGGGGGGACGAGUUACUAAAUUUAGCAUUUUUGCUACAGUCAGAUGAAGCAAACCAAUCACAGUGCUGCAAUGCGCUACAGUCAGCUACAGUCAGCUACAGUUGCGCAAUUCGAUAGGAACUUUAGAGCGAUGUUAUUUGGCUAUAUUUGUUUGCGCUUUUACCGAGCCAAUUUCUUUCGAAGAAAAACUAAGUAGACUAAAGCGCUAUGUGAGGAUGCCAUCGGCAGCAAAGUUAAGGCCGAUCGCCUGAAAGAUCGCGAGGUAUUUGUGUGUGAUUUUUCGAAAUUACAAUUCGAAACGGUGAAAGAGCGCGCUCGUUGAACCACGUUCGGGUCAGGUAAGCUUGUGAAUAUUAGAAUAUAUUAAUAAACUUAACAGAAUAUAAAUGUAAACGCUCCGUGCCAGUGUUUGGAAAUUGCGCGCCGGAGAUUUCGAAAAUUUAAUAGUAAAUAUAUAGAAAGCAUCAAAAUUGCGCGUCCGAUAUUUCCGCCGCGCGAUACAAACUUUCCACAUUGACAUUGGUAAAUGAUAACAACACAAAGCUUAGGAUUGAGAGAUAGGGUACGUUUUAUACUGAAUUACCGUAACUCAAAAAUACAAGCAAAACCUCGACAUUUGGCUUGUAUAUUUAAGGGGUUGAAUCUCUGUUAAUCAGAAGGUUUCUUUCAGUAUAUAAAUGUGUCUGUUUGCGUUAUAUAUCGUUCUGCCCAUUGAUUUUAUGCAUUGAUUGUAAUUGUGUUUAUAUGUAUGUUACACAUGUGCGGUAUGAUAUUAAAUUACAUAUUAAUAUGGGGAGGAAGGCUGGUCUUAAACUUUGGAUACAGUAAUUAAGAAUGUAGAUCUGGUAUGACUUGGUAUGUCGUUUAACCAUUUUACUGUCUCUUUACGUGUUUUUGUAACUUUUUGUCUAAAAUACGGCCUUAUUAAGGUCAAAUUUUAGAACAGAAUUCGAUGCUCAGAAUGCAGGAAAUGGUGUUUCCGGGCUUCAAAUUUCAAAAAUUUUCCAGGGGGGCAUGCCCCCGGACCCCCCUAGAUUACGUGGUGCCUCCUCACUUUGGAAUUAUGCUACAGUCAGAUUUUUAGCUGGAUCCGCCCCUGGUGUGAGUGAGCUUUUAGAAUACGGGCGUUAGUCUUUACAUAACAAUAUACAUAUAUACACAUUGAAUGCAAAUAAGUUUUCAUAAAAGACAUAUUGUUUCUUUUAAAAACUGCUUGCGGCAAGUUGCGAUAUUGAAACCACAACAGAUAGGGGUAGCAAAUCUUCGAGUUAAGCCCCUCGAGUUAAGCCCUUCGAGUUAAGCCCCAACCACGCCCUUUCGAGUUAAGCCCCGACCACGCCCAUACCACGCCCAUGUCACGCCCAUUUCCGUUGAGGGCUUAACUCGAAGUACAUAACUGGAAUUAGGUACUUCGAGUUAAGCCCUCUAGAAAAUAGGGGCUUAACUCGAGCAAAGUCAAACAUUCUGUUCUUCGAGUUAAGCCCCAGCGUUUGAAAGAUGCAAACGAGUUACGGUUAAUCUGAUCCCAAACAAAUUAAAGAAUCAUUUGGAUCGCGUUUCGUUCAAUCACGGUUUAAUACGUUUUAUUUCAGCCGAUGUAUUAUAUAUAUUAGGGACUUUAAAGAUUGAAGUUUACGGGAAACUGCUAACCGCAAACGGCGAAUUUCAAAUCGUAAUUUGAAGUCAACUGUUAGCUGUUCGGGGUUAGAGCAACUUGUGAAUAAAGAUUGACCUUAUCUCCGGCAAAUUAAGGUCAAUCUUAAAAUAUUAUCAAAUUUUAUACCGGUGUCUCAAAAAAACACCAGACUCUGUUUGAUUUCACGUAACGUAAAAGCUAUGAUAAAAGCUAUCGCAAUGAAUUAAAGAUCAUUGCAUUCAUAAUAGACUAACUUAUAUUUUGAUUAGUAAAUAAUCAUGAACGUGUCAUGAGCUCAGGGCUGGUUUACAAGACGUUUAUGAUAACUAUGCAUACGCAGGUAAUUUAUUGAAGUUCAAUUCAUCAACUUAAGUCCUAAAGAGUAAAUGGAGUUAAUUUUCAAUAGUUUUAGACCCAAUUCUCAACGUGGAAAUAUGCACUUUCGUUGGAAAUAUGCACUUUCACAUUAUAUGGUUCUUACAACUAUUCCAGUCUUCAUUAUAUGAAACGAUUUCAUUAGACUGCACACAUUUCAAAACGGAAAGCGGUCGCAAAAUGUCGAUCGCUCCACAAACUGCGUAAUGCAAAUCUACCUUAUAUUAAAUACCGGGUGUCUCAAAAAAACUGGACAGUAUUUUUGACUUCAUGUAACGUAAAAGCUAUAAAAGCGAUAAUGCAUUCAGAAAUGACUAACUUCGAUUUUGAUAUAUAAUAUUGACUGCGCUAUUGAUGUUAAUUUAAACGUUGAACUAAUGUUUUUGAAAAUAACAAAAAUUAGCAUACAGUAAAAGAACACUUAUAAUUAUAUAUACUGAUGCAGUUAUAAUUGUUAAAUAAUGUUUUAAUUUUGGUUGUAUCUCGCACAAUAUUGCAUGUAAAUUUAAGUGUUUUAUAUAUCAAAAUCUAAGUUAGUCAUUUAUGAAUGCAAUGACCUUUAUUUCAUUGCGAUAGCUUUUAUAGCUUUUUCGUUAUAUGAAAUCAAACAAAGUCCGGUGUUUUGUGGGACACCGGUAUAAAAUUUGAUAAUAUUUUAAGAUUGACUUUUACGGCAGAAAAUGUCAAUCUUUAUUCCUUUAUUAAUAGAUAAAAGUAGCUGAUUCAUAGUCCAAUUUUUAUGCACAAGUUCAGUUGCUCUAACUUCCAACAUCUAACAGUUGACUUCAAAUUACGAUUUGAAAUUUGCGGUUCGCCGUAAACGUCAAUCUUAAAGUCCCUAAUAUAUAUAAUACGUCGGCUGAAAUAAAACGUAUUGAACCGUGAUUGAACGAAACGCGAUCCAAAUGAUAAUUUAAUUUGUUUGGGAUCAGAUUAACCGUAACUCGUUUACAUCUUUCAAACGUUGGGGCUUAACUCGAAGAACAAAAUGGUUGACUUUGCUCGAGUUAAGCCCCUAUUUUCUAGAGGGCUUAACUCCAAGUACCUAAUUCCAGUUAUGUACUUCGAGUUAAGCCCUCAACGGAAAUGGGCGUGACAUGGGCGUGGUAUGGGCGUGGUCGGGGCUUAACUCGAAAGGGCGUGGUCGGGGCUUAACUCGAAGGGCUUAACUCGAGGGGCUUAACUCGAAGAUUUGCUACCCCCAACAGAUAUUGGUAUAAUGAGUUCUUAUCAAGACAACUGUCUCUCUGUAGCUCAGUUGGUUAGAGCGCUGCACCGGAAACGCAGGGGCCGCGUAGGUUCAAUUCCUGCCAAGGACCUAAAGUUGCAUUUUUCGCUUCUGUUCAUGGUUAGGUCUGAUAAAUGUACAUACAUUUCCACUCAAUAAUUCCAUCUACAAUAUCCAUCAAAUACAGUUCUUAUCAAGCCCAUGGAGAUUAGUAUUAACUAGUAAGUAGUUGUUUGUGGUGUUACUCUGAGUGUAUAUCCACAUCGGGCGAGCUUGAAAAAUAUGCCCGGCCACGGUGGGAAUCGAACCUACGAACCGUCCCGCGCUUCUUCCCGCGCUUGCAUGCAUCUCAGCCAAUCAGGUACAAGUAAUUUUGCCCUGAAUUAAGAAAAAAUGCCCUCAUCAUUAGCCAAUCAUAUUUGAGUAAUUUUGCCCUCUAUAUGAUUAUAACCAAAAUGCUGCAUGAUAGCCUUACCCUCGACCUACAUACAAUACGACAACAGUGAACAGGCUUCAUUGAGCGGUACAGGGGAGCAUGCUAGCCUAGUCACGUCCACAAGCGCUACAGUGAUGUAUUUCGCUUCUUUCUAGCAGCAAAUUGAAACUUUGUGUCGCUGGUAAACAUGGGUCUCUACGACGCAUUUCGUGAUAAGCCGUUUCAGACGGCCUAUGGAGAGAAUAAGACGGCGGUGACGGUUGACGUUUUGGAAGUUGGUUUGAUCCUAGCUUUCGUCUUGUUGGCCUUUUCAUUCUUCGUCGUGCUACCUGGCUUCAGACAUAGAGAGGUAAAGAAUGGGGCACGUUGGGAAGGGGGUCUCCCUUAAUUACGUUGGGAGGGGGGGGGACUCUCCCUUCAUCAGGGUUGCCAAUAGAGGCCGCAUCAUUCUUAUACUAAAGAAACGUUCAGGGAAAGGUCUCUUGCUUUUAUAACAUACAUACUUAUAUAUUUUCGCUAAAUAUUUGGAUAUGACAACAUCUACAAAACUACUCCCCAAAAAUGGCUGGAGAUGCCUAAAUUUCAAAACGGUCUAAAUUUCAAAAUGGUCUAAAUCUCAAAAUGGUCUGAAUUUCAAAAUCUUCGUGGGGAGACGCCUUCGCACCCCCCUUGGUAAGGUACCUUCAACCCCACAUAGCCACCCACAGUAUUUUUUUCGAAAAGUUUCCUAGUCCAAAGUUAUUGGGAAGCCGGGUUCAUCGACACGCACUUCUUGCUAAUUAUACUCAAGUUCUCAAUUUGCGUUCUAACUCGAAACGACUUCUCUCAGCCCCAAAGUCCAGUGGGUGAAUUAUUCGCGACUGUUCCUGGGUCAGUUAGGGUUUUAAAUAGUACGUAAAAUAAAUUCGUCCGAAAUUUCCACCUAAGAUUACUGAGAGAUUUGUGUAGCGCAAGUUGACAUGUUUACGCUUACCUAAUUAUACAUACUUAGCCUAAAAUAUUUUAUCUUCCACAACAACUGUGGUAUUACUUUCUUAACUGUGUUUUAACUUAUGUUUAUCUUAAACCCACCCUGUCAACUUUCCCUACGGGAGAAAAUCGGAGCGCCCGGACAAACCCUACGACUUUCGGCGAAGCGUCGACUGAUUCUUUGACAUGCGUGGGCAACGAGAUACCAUGACCACACACAUGAAAGCCCACUUGCUCUGACACCUGCGUCACAGAAAACCUUACAAAAACUACAAAACUCUUAUUCAAAAGAGUUUUGUCAUUAAAUAUUUCAAGACAUGGCCGCCUUAGAACGCCCGCCACUCUUUGAAAGACGGAGAUAGGCAGCCAGGAAUUCCAACGCUUACUUUUCAUCAUAAAUGAAACAUGACAGCCACGAUUGACAUCGCCCACGCGUGCUCUAAAUUAUACACUUUCGAUUGCAAAACGAAAGUAAAUAUUGUGAAACAGCACAAGAGGUCAUCCCUUUCUGGCUUCCUGUGCUUUGUCGCAUAUUUUGUUUCGUUCUUUUCCAUGAUUUAUGUUCAUUUGUGCGCUAAUGAAAAAACUUAAUCUUUGUUUACAUUCCUUAAUCCUUACAAAACUUUCUCGUGUCAUUUAUCAUGAAAGGGUCAUCAUGCACGAAGCCGUAGCACUAACAGCUUCUAUGAUUGGUUGAUUACGACAAUGAAACACAAUUAGACUACAGAAUAAGUUUUCUAAAGAAAGAGCCACAAAGCCUAUAGCUUAAAAAUUAAUAUGUUAAUUAUGCUAAUUUAAUAUUAUAUUAUAUUACAGUCGACUUUUAUCAAAAUGUUUCGGAAGUUUUCGCAACGAAAAGUUCAUAUUGAAAUUCACAAGUCGGUUUUUAAUUGUAAACAAAGCCUCUGAUGGAUUACCCAGUGAUGGAUUACCCAGUAGGCUCAAGCCUAUAGGCUAUACAGGCCCGGGCUUUCAAGAGGCCCGUGAUUUUCAGAUAAUGCACUUGUUAUUGGAAUUAUUAUUAUUUUUGCCCUUAAUUAAGUAAUGAGAUAUUGAUAUAGCAGAUAAUCCCAAUCCCUUGGCUUUCACGAGUGGCGACAUUACUCACAAUUUAACUGCGCAAUGUUAAGGCCCUGUCACACUAUUGCGUAUCGUAGUAGCGUAUGCCAGCGUAUGAAAAAUAUCACUCAUACGCCGGUAUACGCUGACAUACGCUAGGGGUACGUUAGGCAUAGGUUGUAUACGUUUCAAGCACGGUCGCAUAUGGUGGCAUACGGCGAGGCAGAAAAUUUUUUUAAGCAUGUUCAAAAAUUUUGUGCGUAUCGGACUUAUGCUUUAUACGAUAACACGCUGAAUACGCUAGAGGUACGCCAGAUCACAGUUAAUAGAAUGAGAUUAACUGUGGCCAGAUGUACGGUACUCAUACGCUGGCAUUUCAAAGGAUUUUUGUGCGUAUGAAAAUUAUUUCAUUAAUUUUCAUACGCUUCUCAUACGUUUCUCUCAUACGCAAUAGUGUGACAGGGACUUUAAGCACUCAUGAAUCACAUGAAGUACUGGCAUAAUUAAUGGCUAUUUCUGCUGACUUUCUCAAUAAACAUUCCACGACGAGCGAAAUGCGAAAAAUUUCGCGCGAAAACACACUUGUGCGAAAAUUUUCUCUCGUAGUGAUUACAGUCUGCGACCAUUUGUCACUAAUGCUGUACAGUGACGUAGACGUAUAAAUAGAUAUAAUAUUGUGCACUUCAGCACUUUAAUGGCUUUCUAAUUUUAUUAUCCAAUCAGGUGCGUUACUUUAAAUAAAACUUAUAUUAUGUAAACAAGGUCAAUAGACAAUAGACAAGGUCAAGCAAAACAAUACAACGAAAUCGAAAUAUAAACUCGCAAAAAAUAUGCCAGUUUUGUAAAUUCUACCAAAUUUAUUCAUCCCAAAAGAUUAAAUGCUCUUUUGUGUGGUAAUGUCUUUCCUAACAGCACCCAGAAACUUUAUGUAAUCGGUAAAACCGGUAUACUUGUCUCGAAAUUAGCUAAGCAAAUUUAUGCAAGUAUAAUUUUGAAACGAACCAAUGAAAAACUGCCGAUCAUAUUUCGUCGGUAGCUGUACGGCAUUAGAGACCUUAAGAUUGACGUUUACGGCAAACGUCAAACCGCUAGCGAAGUUUUUGAUUUUACAACUCUAUUAUUAUAGCUUUUACACCAGUUUUGAAAUAUGUUAAACUUAUUAAACUUGUACUCUUUAUCAAUGAUUUAAAGAAAGCAAAUUAACCACUAGUCAUGCCAUUCACCAAAGCAGUAAAUUAAGAUUUGGCGUUUGAAGUUGGCGUUUGGCGUAUAAAUUUCAUGCUUGAACUGCUACGAGGGCUUGUAGUCGUUAAAGCAUGAAAUUUAUACGUCAAACGUCAACUUGAAACGCCAAAUCUUAAUUUACUGCUUUGGUGAAUGGCAUGACUAGUGGUUAAUUUGCUUUCUUAAAUCAUUGAUAAAGAGCACAAGUUUAAUAAGUUUAACAUAUUUCAAAACUGGUGUGAAAGCUAUAAUAAUAGAGUUGUAAAAUCAAAAACUUCGCUAGCGGUUUCACGUUUGCCGUAAACGUCAAUCUUAAGGUCUCUAUUAGCGUCGAAUGACAGCAGACUGUAAUCCCGCGCGGGAGCGGGAUGCAGUCUGCGAGCAGACUAUGAUUUCCACAGUAGAGAAAAAAUUCGCCAAAACACAAGCAUUUGAUUGGUUUUGCUAUUUUGUCAUCCAAAACACAAGCAUUUGAUUGGCUUUGCUAUUUCCAUUUCGCAACGGACUAGACACGAAUUCAACUCCCCGGCGAAGAGAAAUAUUUCGCAGAGAAACAUUCCAAGAUCAUGUUGCGCAUGCGUUCAACCCUAUUCGCGCGAAAUUUUUCGCAUUUCGCUUGUCGUGGAAUUAGGCCUUAAUUCUUAAAGGAACGGGAGGGGCGCAAAGAGGCUGAAUUUAAGCGGAUUCCAAUUUCCAAAGGUACAUGUUCCUUAUCGUUGGCUAAAUCAACAGAACUUGCGUGGGAAUAUUAUCCUCGUGAGACUUGCGAAUUUUAUCUAGCUGGUAAUCCGCUACUAUUAUGAUGAGCUUUGGAACUUCGCAACGAAAUUUGCGAACUAAUAAUAAUAAUAAUAAUAGCUUUAUUCAUCCAUCUUAAGAUAAAAAAGUACAAUGGACUUACAAUUACUUGUUUAAGAAAACAUUUCGGAACAUUUUGGCAAAAGUUUUGUGAAAUCGACUGCAAACGUGUCCCUAUAACAAGGCAUAACGACAAAAUUUACUUAAAGAUUCUGUUUAUUUUAUUUAACAUGACAACCCGUCUUUAGGUUUUGUUUUCGUUGAGAACACUUAGAAAUAAUGACUCGUUCAAUUGUGAAAUUACUGCACACUGUGAGAGAACGCGUUUCCGUGUGGGAAAUUAAAUCGUCAUCGUUAAAACGCGAAAAAUUUGCUACGCACGUCAACCAGUUUGUAAAAUAUUAAGGAACAUUUUAUAAAUAACUAAAUUGCUUCCGUUGUCAAGUAAUUAAAUCCCGAAAUUAAAUCUAAUCAAGUAAUCAUAAAAAUGCGAAGCAUUUCCAGUCAAGAGAAUUUGCGUUUUUAAAAAAGAUGAUGAGGAAACAAGAUCAUGACGAAUACCUUCGCGGAAAUGUCAAAAAAGCUCUUUUUCUCUUUAAAUAGAGUCUAGCCUCCACACAAUGAUGUCGCGAGAAGCAUUAUUAAGCCACUCCAAAAACAUUAUUCACCUACGUUUUGGUGCUAUAAUUUUUCUCGCAUGGAUAACAUGUUUUGAAUCUUAAAAGACCUUUCAUAACUUUUGGCACAGUUCAAAACCUCCUCCAAACCAUUUUCGACUCUUUCUCGUUUCGACUCGACGUUUCGAGCGAAGGCCCUUGAAAGGCCCUAGUUACUCCAGACUAAGGGCCUUCGCCUCGAAACGCCGAAAUUCUCCUUAUAUAUUUUCUGGUAGUUGUACCAACGAAAACUUGUUCAUUUUUUUUAAAUAAUAAAUCAUCAUCGUUCGUUUUUAUUGCCAACACAGGGAGACUAAAAAUAAAACCAAUUUUCGCAAUUAGAGUCAAUUUAGGCGUUGGUAAAAGAGCUCUUUCAGCACAAAAAUGUCUCUCAAGAAUGUGUGGCGCUUAUCAUUAUUGCAUAAUUGAUUAUUAACUUUUACAGACACUUAGGGAGCGUAGGGGCAAAGAAUUUGACGACUAAACGUGCUUUAUAACUUACGUGUGCGUCUAAAUUUAUUUUCAGCGACUCUAUGUGGCCAUCCGUAUUGUUGUCAGUCUGUUCAUUGGAGCAGUCAUUAUACGUAAGUGAUAUUUAGGGAUGUUAGGGGAUAGAGGGUAUAUUCAGGGACGAAAUGGGAUAGAGUGAGGAUAGAUGUAGGGUAGAUUGUGCAUUAAUAAGGGGUAAAAUUGUAAAGGUUGAAGAUAGAUAUGGGAUACUUGGAAGGUAGAUUAUGGAUAUAUUGUCCAUAAAUGAGGAAUAGCACUAGAUAAUUGAGGAUUUGUUUAGGCUAUAUUGGUGAUACAUGCAGGAUACUGACAGAACGAAGAGCUGUAGGAUAAUAGAUGAUAACUGAGGAUAGGUUAAGGUAAAAUGAAGAGUUGUAGGAUAAUAGAUAGCUGCGAACAGGUACCUAGAAAUUACCGCCACUAAUCUUUCUAGCUGCGUGCUAAAUUGAGGACGCCCUGCUUGUCCCAUGAAACGGGAUGAGCAUAGCUAACCGUAUGAACAAAUGAAACAGGACACGUACGCCUUGUAUUGGUCCGGCAUGGCUUGACAACGUAGUCUUACGCCUGUAUUCUAAAAGCACACUCACACUCAAAGAGUGAAGGUUUAAUCUGAGCUUCCCUCGAGUGUUAGUGCUGUUUUUGAAUAGCUAGAGGGUGAGUAGUCACAUAGUAAGAUACGACACAAACCCUCCAGCUAUUCAAAAACAGCAUUGACACUCAAGGGAAGCUCAGAGCCUCAAGGCCUGUUUACACGGGCGAUUUUUGCUGCGUUCGGUUGCGAUUUUCUCCUUUUGGAGGAUCUGAAGGAGUAGAUUCACUUAAUGAUGUUGUUAUGAGAUUUCAUAACCUGGAACAUUUAUAACUCAUCCACUCCUUUACAUCCUCCAAAAGGAGAAAAUCGCAACUAAAAUCGCAGCAAAAAUCGCCCGUGUGAACGGGCCUUCAGAUUGAACCUCCACUCUUUAAGUGCGAGUGAGCUUUUAGAAUACAGGCGUUAAUGUACAGUUGAAAAACAUUGUUUCUGUGACUGACGUUUAGUUUCCAACUUUGGUAUGGAAUGGGAGCACGCUGACAUCGAGACCACGACUUUGUACAAGGCUUUCUCAGGCAAAGAAAUCAACGCACACAUCGCCAUUAAGAUUGGACUCAGGGGAGUGAAUGUCACCAUGAAAGGUACAGUACGUUCGUUGCACUUACUUCAAGUAUUAACCAGAAGAUUUUAGGAAAAACAAUUUCUUUUUUGACUUGAAUACCGUAACUUAAAUCUCAAUCUCUGUAGGCUUGAUAGCUCAACAGGUAGAGCAGUGGACUAGAUUCCUGAAGGUUGAGAGUUUAAAUCUCGUGUACUUAUAAAGAAUAAGAACUCAUCACCAAUCUCUGUAAACUUGAUAGCUCAACAGGUAGAGCAGUGGACUAGAUUCUUGAAGCUUAAGAGUUUAAAUUUCGUGUACUCAUAAAGAAUAAGAACUAAUCAUCAAUCUCUGUAGACUUAAUAGCUCAACAGGUAGAGCAGUGGACUAGAUUCCUGAAGAUUGAGAGUUUAAAUCUCGUGUACUUAUAAAGAAUAAGAACUCAUCACCAAUCUCUGUCGGCUUGAUAGCUCAACAGGUAGAGCAGUGGACUAGAUUCCUGAAGGUUGAGAAUUUAAAUCUCGUGUAUACUUACAAAGCAUUACAACUCAUCACAAAAUCUCUGUAGACUUGAUAGCUCAACAGGUAGAGCAGUGGACUAGAUUCCUGAUUAUUGAGAGUUUAAAUCUCGUGUACUUAUAAAGAAUAAGAACUCAUCACUAAUCUCUGUCGGCUUGAUAGCUCAACAGGUAGAGCAGUGGACUAGAUUCCUGAAGGUUGAGAAUUUAAAUCUCGUGUAUACUUAUAAAGCAUUACAACUCAUCACAAAAUCUCUGUAGACUUGAUAGCUCAACAGGUAGAGCAGUAGACUAGAUUCCUGAAGGUUGAGAUUUUAAAUCUCGUGUACUUAUAAAGAAUAAGAACUCGUUAGCAAUCUCUGUAGACUUGAUAGCUCAACAGGUAGAGCAGAGGACUAGAUUCCUGAAGGUUGAGAGUUUAAAUCUCGUGUAUUUAUAAAGGAUAAGAACUCAUCACCAAUCUCUAUAGACUUAAUAGCUCAACAGGUAGAGCAGUGGACUAGAUUCCCGAAGAUUGAGAGUUUAAAUCUCGUGUACUUAUAAAGGAUAAGAACUCAUCGCCAAUCUCUGUAGACUUGAUAGCUCAACAGGUAGAGCAGUGGACUAGAUUCCCGAAGACUGAGAGUUUAAAUCUCGUGUACUUAUAAAGGAUAAGAACUCAUCACCAAUUUCGCAGCCUACAAUUUCAGAGAAACAUUUGUACGCUACUUUUCAUUCAUUAUAAACCUCUGGGAAUCUCUUGACGAACGGCUCGUCAGAUAAUUUUUGGCAGCAAAGAAAACCUCAAACUUAACUUCUAGAGUAACUUUCAUCGAAAAAUAUAACAUAUUUAACAUAAAGUUUAAAAAUGUAGGUCAACAUUGAACUUUGUAAGUCAAACUAGCAUGGCCUAAAAUUUUUGGCCACAAAAAGUUCGCAAUUCGCACCCUGAAACAACAGCUCUUGACGAAUAAUCCAUCGGUUUCUGGCGUUUAUAGCAGGGGCGGAUCUAGUCUCAUCUCAAAGGAGGAGUGCAGGUUUUCCAUGGGGUGGUGCAAGAGGGAGCCUUACUGCCCACUCCCCUCUGCAGUCUGCAACGCUACUAUCCCAACACUACCAUUAUUUGAGAUGGCCAAAUCUGCAUGUUCGCCGUUCUGUUGCGUUUUAUAUUAUCUUUUCUUUAUAAAGUAUAUAUCGGCUUUUUAUCACGUAUGCAUGAUUGGACAGUUGCUGUAGCACAGUACAGUAAAUUUGCUUGUUAACGUAUACAGUAUAUUUGAAAAUAUGGCUGUACAACAACCUCGCUAAUCGCUAUUCGCAUAGGGGGUGGUACUGGACUUCUCUAGGGGCGGUGCUAGACACCCCUGGUUUAUAGACAAACGUCUCUAAUACACCACUAACUCUCUCUUGUUUACGAACGAUCGUUCAUGACGAAUCGUUUGCGUCUAGUAUCAACCACGCAAUGGUUAUCGUAAUAUCAGGGCCGUAGCAAUCAUUCAUUUUUCAAAAUCAUGCAGACCUUUAUCAUUUAAUCCAUGAAAAACUGCAAAGAAUGAAGAUAUUACCCAUACUUUCCUGCAACUUAUCCAAUAUAUAGUUAAUUUACUUAAUUAAAUACGCCUUCGCCCAUUUAGUACUACUGAAUUGUAAAUUUCGACAUACUAUAACGCUGUUUUCUGACCAUCAGAAUUCUGUCAAAUCUUCCCCAAAGUCCAGGAAAUGGCAUUUCAGAGACUCUAAAUUUAAAAAUUUCCUCCGGCCUUCGGCCAGACCCCCCCCCCAAUCGAAAAGAGCUUCCUACGGCCCUGAAUAUUGAUGAAUUUUUCAGGUAAACCCGAUGUGAACGUUAGGCUGGACAAUAAUACAGUUGAAAAAGUUGAUUACAAUGAAAGAUUUCACUGGAACUCACCUUGGGCGCAGGGACGUAUUGGCUUCGGACCAUUUGGUUAGUAUGACCAUAGUUCUCUACAUCUCUUUAUCUUUAAAUCUAGUGCAGGGAGGAGAGAAAUUAGUAUCAACAUAAAACAGUUGUUUAAACACUACUAACUUUAUUUAUAUUGGAUCGUUUUCCAAACUAUUCAACUUAGAGGUCCAGUAAGAGUCAUCUCUUAUUGAUCCAGUGUCACUACAAGAGGAACCCUGAACUAAACGAAUUUUAUUAUGCUGGAUAGCUCUAUCAGUUCUAAACUGUUCUCCCUGGAUCAUCUCUUAUUGGCCCAGUGUUACUUCAGGAGGGAACGUAAACUAAAUGAACUUUAUUUAUACAGGAUAGCUCUAUCAGUUCUAAACUAUUCUCCCUACAGGUCCAAUAAGAGUCAUCUCUUAUUGAUCCAGUAUUACUACAGGAGGAAACCUAAAUUACUAAACUAACUUUAUUUAUACUGGAUAACUCUAUCAGUUCUAAGCUGUUCUUCCUGGAGGUCCAGUAAGAGUCUUCUCUUGUUGAUCCAGUGUUACUACAGGAGGAAACCUAAACUAAACUAACUUUAUUUAUACUGGAUAUCUCUAUCAGUCCUAAACUGUUCUUCCUAGAGGUUCAGUUAGGAUCAUCUCUUAUUGAUCCAGUGUUACUACAGGAGGAAACCUAAACUAAACUAAACUAACUUUAUUUAUACUGGAUAGCUCUAUCAGUUCUAAACUGUUCUCUUUACUACAUAGCCUAUAUAAAUUGAAAAUGCGUCCAAAAUGUUUGCGUAUUCUAAAUCACGAGGAUGUUGAUUCUAACUCUACACUUUCUUUCAGCCGGCAAAAUCAAUCGUGACUUCCGUGAAGCUCAAUUCAAAGGACUACCUUACGCCAUAUUAUGGAUAGCUGAAUACUUCACGAUUGACGGAGAAAAUAUCCGGUGGGGGAGAUCGUACCGAAUGGCAGGCUUUUAUACCCAUAUAUGUUUAUGGUAUGUACAUUUCUCGUACACGAUGAUAACGGCGGUUCAUCAUCACCAUCAUGCAUCACCAUCGUCAUUACCAUCAUUAUCACCACCAUCACCAUCAUCAUCACCAUCAUCAUCAUCACCACCACCACCAUCAUCAUCACCACCAUCAUCAUCAUCAUCAUCAUCACCAUCAUCACCAUCCUCACAUCACCACCACUAUCAUCAUCAUCACCACUAUCAUCAUCAUCACCACCACCAUCUCCACCAUCAUCACCACCACCAUCAUCACCACCACCAUCAUCAUCACCACCACCAUCAUCAUCACCACCACCAUCAUCAUCACCACCACCAUCAUCAUCACCACCACCAUCAUCACCAUCCUCACAUCACUACCACCAUCCUCACAUCACCACCAUCAUCAUCAUCAUCACCAUCAUCACCACCAUCAUCAACACCAUCAUCAUCACCAUCCUCACAUCACCACCACUAUCAUCAUCACCACCACCAUCAUCAUCAUUAUCAUCAUCAUCACCAUCAUCACCACCAUCAACCACCACCACCAUCAUCAUCAUCUUCACCACCAUCAUCAUCAUCAUCAUCGUUAUUGAAUUUAAACGUUAUAUUUCUUGAUUUCUCACUAUCUACAUUCCAUGCCAUAACAAUCUCCUCCUCUACUGUUCUAUAAUAUGUCAAUCAUGAGAGGGGUGUGUCUACAACACUACAACCAUCAUCAUCACAAUCGCAUCACUAUCAAACGAUCGUCACGAUCACAAUUAUCAUCACCCCAUCAGCACCAUCACCUCAAGACCCAUCACUAACACCAUCUCCUCUAUAUUUCAGGACUGCCUUUGCUACAUGGUUAAUCACUCUCAUACUAUUUUUCGUGGUGAUAUCCUACGCCUCACUCUUCCUGGGAAUAACUGGCUCAAUCAUGGUAUUAGGAAACAUUAUCUACGGGACACUACGUUGGGGUCCUGAUCUGGUCAUACCAUUUAACUCUCAUGCUAAACUUGAACCAACUUACGGAUGGUGCUUCUAUCUCUCCUUGCUUACAGGUUCGACUCGUAACUUCAUUGACACUGGAUAGUUCUAUCAGUUCUAAACUGUUCUUCCUAGAGGUUCAGUAACGAUCAUCUCUUAUUGUCCAGUGUUACUACAGGAGGAAACCUAAACUAAGCUAACUUUAUUUACACUGGAUAGCUAUAUCAGUUCUAAACUGUUCUCCCUAGAGGUUCAGAAUAGAUCAUCUCUUAAGGCUAACUUCCACUCAGGAAAAUCAUCCGUGGAUUGGAACGGACAAGAAAAUUUUCUUUGUGUUAAAGUCAUUAGUUCCAACCCAGAGCUCACAAGAUAAAGAAAAAUUUUCUUGUCCGUUCCAAUCCACGGAUAAUUUUCCUGAGUGGAAAUUAGCCUUUAUUGAUCCAGUGUUACUAACUUUAUUAAACUAACUUUACUGAUACUGGAUAGCUCUAUCAGUUCUACUGUAAACUGUUCUUCCUAAAGAUCCCGUAAGGAUCAUCUCCUAUUGAUCCAAUGUUACUUCACGAGGAAACCUAAACUAAAGUAACUUUAUUAAUACUGCAUAUCUCUAUCAGUUCUAAACUGUUCUUCCAAGGGGUCCAGAAUAGAUCUUAUUGAUCCAGUGUUACUACAAGAGGAAACCUAAAGUAAACUAACUUUAUUGAUAUUGGAUAGCUCUAUCAGAUCUAAACUGUUUUCCCAAGAGGUCCAGAAUAGAUCAUCUCUUAUUGAUCCAGUGUUACUACAACAGGAAACCUAAACUAAACUAACUUUAUUUAUAUUGGAUAGCUCUAUCAGUUCUAAACUGUUCUCCCUAGAGGUUCAGUAAGGAUCAUCUCUUAUUAAUCCAUUGAGUGUUACUACAGGAGGAAACCUAAACUACAGUACACUAACUUUAUUUAUACUGGAUAGCUUUAUCAGUUCUAAACUGUUCUCCCUAGAGGUCCAGUACGACAGAAAGAAACCUCAACUGAACUAAUUUUAUGUACGUAUAAUUUUAUAUUCCUAGGUAUUGCCUGUAUAAUCCUGGCUGUAGUAAUUUACGUCAUCGACCUGUUCAACCCAACAGUGACUGCCUCAUUUUUCAACAUUGAUAUUCUCACAACUUUCGAGGACGAGGUGAUAUUUAAGACAACAGGCGGUGGCGAAGACGACGAGGGUGACAGGGAGCCAAACGGAGACGCUCAAGAAAUGAGGCCUGUCGAGGGAAAUGCAAAUGGUGAACCGAGAGUUGGGGAUGGCGAAGAGCAUUAUGGGAAUGUUGAGGUAUGAACC